Messenger RNA from Thamnophis sirtalis, 2622 nucleotides. The record is from RefSeq and is a predicted model, not a curated record. Lineage: Eukaryota; Metazoa; Chordata; Lepidosauria; Squamata; Natricidae.
GAAGGAGGAGGAUCUUCUCGUUCGCUUCCAUCCCCGGGGCCAUACAGGCGGCGAAAUCGUAGGGCAGCCCCGCUCGUCAUGCUUUGCAGCCGGUGCUGAACGCACCGAAAGAAAGAAAGAAAGAGAGACAGAGAGGAGAGAAAGGGAGACACACACAGAGAGAAAUGCAGGGAUUCGUAAGGUUACGGUGCUGGGGCCGAAAGAUGUAAGCCCGGCUUUGGUUGCUCUGAUCUCAGCGAGCCCAGGCAAGCCCUGCAUUGAACAGAUCCUCGCUGCCGGCGACUUCUUGGGAAAAAAAAAAGCCGGGCGCCCCGGGCUUCUAAGCGGACGGACGGACCGACUGACUAACCGGCCGGCUUGUCUUUGGCUUGUCUUCCUUCCUUUCUCUCUUCUUGUUGUGGUUGUGGUGGUUGUUGUUGUGUUUGCGACCUUCCCGGGGAUGUUUCGCCCGACUUGAAGUUGUGGCUUUGCUCUCCGAGCCACCCCUUGUGUGCUGCGCGCGUGUUUGUGUGUGGAGUGUGUAACGCGUGUGCAGGCGGAGAAAGAGAGAGAAGAGGGCGGGACGGCUUUCUCGGUCUGGCACCCACAGAUUGGAGAGCCGGAGCCCGGGACUCGACGGCUUCUCUCUCUCCCCCUUUUUUUUUCCUAUUUAGAUUUCAGACUCGCCGCUGUCUUUGUCCUUUUUCUCUUCCCUCCUCUUUGCCUUGCGAGCCAAUUCCCAGCCUCUUUUCUUUUCUCUUUUUUUGGGGAAAGCCACACUGGGCGGGCUUGGCUUCUUUUUUGCCCCGGCUUGCCUUCUUCUUUUUCCUCCCUUCUCUCUCCCGGCCUUUCAGCCCCCUCCUCGCCCCUCUCUUUCCUCCCGGCCUCGCUCCCUCUUUCCUCCCUUCGCUCCCUCGGUCCUUCUCUCCCUUUCUCGCUAUCCUCAUCUUGCCCAGCCGCCGUCGCUGCCGCCGCCACCCUCCUUCCUCCCAGGGCGAGCCCGAAGAUGAAAGACCCGAGGGGAGAAAGUUAACGAAGUCGCCCACAUGCGCUGCAUCAGCCGGAGCCUUUGGGAAAGGAAAUCGGAGGUGGUGGGAGACGAGAGUUUAAAGUCUUGGCAGGCGGGAAAAUGGCGGACUCAAGCUGAAAGUGUCACUUGGCGAAGUUGGGCGAGCUUUGUGUUCAUCGGCGAUCCCCUCGACCCAGAUAGGACACAUGCAGGCCAAAAAACGCUACUUCACCCUCCUCUCGGCCGGCACCUUCGUCGUCCUUCUCUUCUACUUGGGAGGCUUGCAGUUCAGAGCAUCCAGGAGCCAAAGCAGGCGAGAGGCGCGCAGUAGCGGCGGCAGGAAUGGCUUGCAGCGCCCCGAACGCUACUGGCCCCGCUUCCCGGACGCCCUGCGCCCUUUCCUGCCUUGGGACCAGCUGGAGAGCGAGGAUUACAACCGGCACGCUUCCCCUCGCCAGAAGCGCGACGCCAACGCCGGCCUCUACAAGGGCAAGAAGUGCCGCAUGGAGUCCUGCUUCGACUUCGCCCUGUGCAGGAAAAACGGCUUCAAGGUCUACGUCUACCCGCCGCAGAAAGGGGAGAAGAUCGCCGAGAGUUACCAAAACAUCCUGGCCGCGGUCGAGGGCUCCCGCUUUUAUACUUCGGACCCCAGCCAAGCCUGCCUCUUCGUCCUCGGCUUGGACACCUUAGACCGAGACCAGCUCUCCCCCCAGUACGUGCACAACCUGCGCUCCAAAGUGCAAAGCCUCCACUUGUGGAACAACGGGAGGAAUCAUUUAGUUUUUAACUUAUAUUCCGGCACCUGGCCUGACUACACCGAGGACGUGGGCUUCGACAUUGGCCAGGCCAUGUUGGCCAAAGCCAGCAUCAGUACGGAAAACUUCCGGCCCAAGUUUGACGUCUCCAUCCCUCUUUUUUCUAAGGAUCACCCAAGGACAGGAGGGGAGAGGGGCUUCUUGAGGUUUAACACCAUCCCACCUCUGAGGAAGUAUAUGUUGGUGUUCAAAGGGAAAAGGUACCUAACUGGGAUAGGAUCAGACACCAGGAAUGCCUUAUAUCAUGUCCAUAAUGGGGAAGACGUUGUCCUGUUGACUACCUGCAAGCAUGGCAAAGAUUGGCAGAAGCACAAGGAUUCUCGGUGUGAUAGGGACAACGCCGAGUAUGAAAAAUAUGAUUAUCGUGAAAUGCUGCACAAUGCCACUUUCUGUCUGGUCCCCCGUGGCCGGAGGCUUGGAUCCUUCAGGUUCUUGGAGGCCCUGCAGGCUGCCUGUAUUCCUGUGAUGCUCAGCAAUGGAUGGGAACUUCCAUUCUCCGAAGUGAUUAAUUGGAAUCAAGCUGCCGUCAUAGGAGAUGAGAGAUUGUUAUUACAGAUCCCUUCUACAAUCAGGUCUAUCCAUCAGGAUAAAAUCCUAGCACUUAGACAGCAGACACAGUUCUUGUGGGAGGCUUAUUUUUCUUCAGUUGAGAAGAUUGUAUUGACCACACUAGAGAUUAUUCAAGACAGAAUAUUUAAGCACAUAUCCCGUAACAGUUUAAUAUGGAACAAACAUCCCGGGGGGUUGUUCGUACUGCCACAGUAUUCAUCAUAUCUGGGAGAUUUCCCUUACUAUUAUGCUAACCUAGGGUACCCUUAA